UCCCUAGAGGGUUUUCAAAAACAUACUUUGAUCCAAAGCAAGAACCCUCUACCAACAGAGAGAACAGAAAUUAUCAAAGGGACAAUUCCUCUGGACUAAGUUUUUCAGUGUCAUCAAAGCCUAAAUGGAGUACAGAAAUGUCCUCUGUCAAAAAAGCUCAGUCACUUCUGCCUGAUGACAAUGACGAGACAAGCAGAACGUGGUUUACAGGGUCUACAAAGUAUUGUAGUCAGUCCUUAGAAAGGACCAGGAGUAGACUGUCAGCAACUGCUCAAUGCAAUGCUCGCAGGAACCAGCCUGACAGUUCAAGCAUCUCCGGCCAGGGUGUCAAACACUUGUUAACCACUUCCGGAGGAAUCAAGGAGGAAAUUGGGGAAGAUAAACACCCACUGGCCUCAAAAGGAGAAGCACACAAUGAAAUCCAUAAAGAGGAAGAGAAAGAUCAUGUCUUCAUGGUUAAAACUGCAGGAAGGAGAGGAGAUGGUGUUCUAGAAAAGUCGCGUUUACCAUCCUCAGAUUCUGUGAAGAAUACAAUCAGCAUGUUUGAAUCUUUGGCUCAACAAAGCAAAAGCACACCAGAGAUUCUUUACACCAGGAGGACAUUAUCUGUACCAGAGCCCUCCAAGCCUGCAGCUCCAUUGAAGAAGAGUGUUUCGGGAAAAAAUCUACAUUUUGGAAGGGUUGUGGGGAACACAGAAAGCCUAAGAACAAAUAUCUUUGGCAAAAGCGAUUCUAAUGAGGAGACUGAAGGAACUGUUGACCUAAGUAGAACUCCUCAUUCAAAUUCCACAGUCAAAGUAAGACCAACAUUAGAACAACAUCAAGAGACAUACAAAAAGAGUCUUGAGCUUGCUCCAGCAUUAAAACAAAUGAAUGAACCAAGAACUGACCAAGUUAUCAGCAUGAGGGAUGAAGAUGAAAGGAGGACUGUGAAUAAAAAACACAUAGAUGAACCAGAUUCUACCAUCAAUGCUCACUCAGGGCUCAGAAACAUAGGGGCAGUGGAAGAAAAAGCAAGAAUCCCAUCAAUCUCUCAACAGUCAAAUGUCAAAAGUUUACAAAAGCAAAAGUCAAUUAAUGUAAAAAUAGUUGAUGAUGAUGAAAACACGCCAACUAACUCACCUGAUGGAGCCCCUCUCACAGUUAACAUUCAAAAGCAGAGUAGCCCUGGAGCCGUAACAGUCAAUGGUAACCAUCCCAAAGUGCUGCCCAAUCAUCCUCAAAGUUCUACUCAUAUCCAGACAAUAUAUUCCUCACUCAAUAACUCUAAUAAUAACAACUAUGAAACAACAAGGAAGGAUUUGACCCCAAUGACUACUAGCAUGGCCAGGUGGAGCUCUGAUGAAGAAGAUGAUGAUGAGGAAACAGACACCGAAGGAGACUCUGACUCAGGAGAGUCAUCUGUGACCAUCACAAGCACCAUGAGCCAAUCAGAACGCAAAAGUUUCUCUCUAAGUUUUGUGGAACUAUGUAAUUAUGGUGGAGUGGACUAUAAACCAUCAGAUGGAUGUUUGUCAGAGGAUGAUGAAGUUUCGCCAUACACACGCUCUGCGUCCUUGAGCUCAGACAUCUCAGCCUUCUCUUCUGUGACUCUGCUGAGCACCGAUGAACUGGAUCACUUAAUAGAUGAUGUCAGGGGCUUGGAAGAUGACACCCUGCAGAAAUAUGAAGAUGUGCAAGUAGUUGUGUUACACAAGGAAAAAGGGAGUGGCUUAGGAUUUACCUUGGCAGGUGGUGUGGAUCAGAAUAAACCAGUCACAGUGAGUAUCACUGAAUGCUGUAACGCACAAACAUGACUAAUAGGAACAGAUACAGAUGGUCAA
Molecule: messenger RNA, 1823 nt
Organism: Sinocyclocheilus grahami
Lineage: Eukaryota; Metazoa; Chordata; Actinopteri; Cypriniformes; Cyprinidae
Exons: 3
Coding region: 138-1796 (552 amino acids)
Biological process (GO): leukocyte chemotaxis; induction of positive chemotaxis
Molecular function (GO): cytokine activity; CD4 receptor binding
Source: RefSeq, a predicted model, not a curated record